AUGGAUAAAUGGAUGGGUAAAGUGGCCGUCGUAACUGGCGCUUCAACUGGAAUUGGCCUAUAUACAGCAAAGUCAUUACUCGAACAUGGAAUGAUCGUAGUUGGAUUAGCCAGGCGAAAAGAUAAGAUGGAGGAAUCAAUAAAACACUUUGGUUGUGCUACAGGUCAAUUCUACGCCUUCGCUUGCGACAUAACGGAAGAAGACCAAGUUAUUGCGGUUUUCGAUGAAAUCAAAAGCAGCUUUGGAGGUGUUCAUGUUCUCGUCAAUAACGCUGGAAUGAUGUCCAUUGGUCCGAUGUCAGAUCAUGACAGCAAAAUUAUUCAGCAAGUGAUCGAUGUAAAUAUUAAGGGAUUGCUGUUUUGCACGAGACAAGCUGUCCAUAUCAUGAAACACGAGAACGAAGGACAUAUUAUUCACGUUGGCAGUUCCUUGGGUCAUAAGGUUUUGAACGUCAAGGGCCUGUUUUUUAAUGUUUACCCAGCGACCAAAUUUGCGGUUCGCGCCCUUGCCGAGACUUUACAGAAUGAAAUAAGCGACACGAAAAUUCGCGUCACGCACGUAAGCCCUGGCGUUGUGAAAACGGAUUUUUUCCAAGUUGCUGGGGUAAGCUCAGCUUUUCUCGAGCAUAACGCUGCUCUGAAUUCGGAAGAUGUGGCAGAAGCUAUUAUUUUCGCCUUGAGCAGAAAGCCAUACGUUCACAUUCAGGAAUUAACCGUGCGUCAUUUAGACGAUCAUUACAGAUGAAAAUGCAUUACGCAAACGUGCUUCAACUACUGGGCAUUUUUUUCAAUUUUUUGAAAAAAAAUUUAAUGACAUCUGAAUAAAUGAAUCCAAUUUACCCGAA
Molecule: messenger RNA, 844 nt
Organism: Trichogramma pretiosum
Lineage: Eukaryota; Metazoa; Arthropoda; Insecta; Hymenoptera; Trichogrammatidae
Product: farnesol dehydrogenase-like
Exons: 5
Coding region: 1-744 (247 amino acids)
Source: RefSeq, a predicted model, not a curated record